AUGGUAGAAACCACCCCAGCCAACGUCUUUCCCCCCGGUAUCAAACCCUUCGCAGAGAGAAAAUAUCCAGGCGUCAUUUGUAUGUUCGACGUAGAUGAUACUCUCACACCCCCAAGACAGAAAGGGACUCCAGAGAUGAUUGCUGCUCUUCGAGAACUCAGAGAUCUGGUGGCUACCGCUUUCGUGGGUGGUAGUAACCUCGAGAAGAUUACUGGUCAACUGCACGUUGAGGGGCAAGAAGUUCUCAACUCUUUCGACUACUGUUUCGCUGAAAACGGUCUUAUUGCAUACAAACUUGGUCGGGAACUCGAUUCCGCCAGUUUCAUAAAAUACGUCGGUGAAGAGAAUUACAAAACCUUGGUAAACUUUAUCUUGAAGUAUUUGAGCGAAGUGGAUUGUCCAGUGAAACGAGGAACUUUCAUCGAAUUUCGAAAUGGUAUGAUCAACAUUUCGCCUGUAGGACGUAAUGCUUCGCAACCGGAAAGAGAAGCUUUCCAAGAGUAUGAUAAAAUCCACAACAUUCGUCCCAAAAUGGUCGAAGCUCUACGAGAGAAGUUUGCUCAUUUGAAUUUAACCUACUCUAUCGGUGGACAAAUCAGUUUUGAUGUAUUCCCAACUGGUUGGGACAAAACUUAUUGUCUCCGACAUGUAGAAGAUGAAGGAUUUAAAGAGAUUCACUUUUUCGGUGACAAGACAUACAAAGGUGGUAACGACUACGAAAUCUAUACUGAUCCCCGUACUAUCGGACAUUCAGUCAAAAACCCCGCCGAUACCUUGAAACAGCUACACGAAUUGUUUUUAUCCAAAGAGUGA
Tremella mesenterica DSM 1558 is the source of this 813-nucleotide messenger RNA. RefSeq lists its product as uncharacterized. NCBI's taxonomy places the organism in Eukaryota, Fungi, Basidiomycota, Tremellomycetes, Tremellales, Tremellaceae. The transcript has 7 exons. The record is from RefSeq and is a predicted model, not a curated record. Gene Ontology annotation, molecular function: phosphomannomutase activity. Gene Ontology annotation, cellular component: cytosol. Gene Ontology annotation, biological process: mannose metabolic process; GDP-mannose biosynthetic process; protein N-linked glycosylation. Bases 1 to 813 code for a protein of 270 amino acids.